AUGCGCCGAGCUGAGGUGAUAGAGAAACUCGAGGACGAGGUUCGUUGUCUCCGUGCCAGCUCUGCGGUGACAGGUCGAACACUGGCCGCAGUGCCACCUCAGAGUACAAGUGAUCCACCCCAGGAAGAAGGGGAGACGCUUCAGGUGCAGGCACCAAUCGAGUACCGAGCUGCACGAGUCGCAGCCGAAGAAGUCCCGAGGCCGACACUUGAAAGAACACAGCAGAUUCACGCGAGACAGCCUCCGACCGACCUGGUUGUGUCCCUGACAUCCUUAUUUUUCCGGCAUAUCCAUCCAUGGUUUCCCUUCUUGGACGUCCAGCGGGUCUGUCUCGAGCUAAGCUGGUCGGAAAAUCCUACAUUGCUCCAUUAUGCGCUUUUCGGCCUGACUUUACCAUACUCGUUUGAUUCUCGACUGGAUCAAAGAUCCAGUGAUUCAUUUUGGAAGUAUACCAAGCGCCGCAUAUUUUUGGAGGUACUCGAAGAACCCUCUUUUAGUGCUUUGGAGGCACUCACGAUUCUGACUCUCGAUUUGUCUGGUAUGACCAAUGGCCCUCAGGUCUGGGGAGCCUUGGCGAUCGCCACCACGCUUUUAACGCAACUAGAUCACAAAGACUCCCGCGUUUUUCGGACAUCUAUUGCGGAUCAUGGGAGCAGUGCGCUGAACAAAGUGGAUUCGCUGUCCCGAGAAACCCUCUUCUGGGCAAUAUAUGCUCUCGAUUGCUACAUCUCGAUCACCACGAGUCGUCCAUCUUGUCUGACGGAGGACCAAUUGAAAAGUGCCUCUCUAUCGCGAGAGCGUCUCUGGCAACAGACCUCCUGGGAAGUGCAGGCCGGCAUGAGUUUUAUACCGAGCCUGGCUUGGAAACACCAGCUGGAGCUACUUGACUUUUCCAGAAAAGCACACGCACUGUACCUGGAAUGGGUCUCCCUAGACCGGCGCGUCGACAAUAUCUACCGCUGGCUCAACCAAGCUGGAGAGCUUUCUGCAGAGCUGGCUGAAUGGGCCUUGACCAUCCUGCCAUCUCUGCAGCUGUCCGUACAAACCGACCACAAGUACACCGCAACUGCACGCAGUUUGCCAUCGAUCUCGCUACUGCACGCAUACUAUCACGCUCUUGUCAUCCAUGUACAUAGUAUGAUGAGCGACCCAGCUUACGAAGCUCUCUUGGGUGAGCCUUUCGCCAAUACAAAAAAGGACAGCGAAGUCCGCUGCCUCAGAAGCAUUUGUCUUCUCAGUGAGAUUGUAUCCGGCGACACAGAAAAGGACUUUGACAAGCUCGGGUGGCCUUUCGCGUGGUCCGUAUGGGUGGGUGCUCGCUAUCUUCUCGCGCUGGAGGCGCGAGAAAUGAAUCCACAUUCUUCGAAGCUUGCAACCUUGCUGGACGCUUUGCAAAGCCUGAGCCGGUAUUGGCAAAUCAGUGGAAAGUACUUCAGACUACUCAAACAAGGGAUCAAGGAGGUUCACACGGGAGAUUGUACCAAUACACCUAACAAACAGGGGAUCCUCCCAUCUUUGGUUGACUUUCGCAUUGCGACUUCAGACUUGGAAGAUCUCUUCAGAGCUGAUCCCAUAGUUCAGUUUGUGUCACCGGGAGAAGCUGGCGAACUAACGGCUGACACGCAUGACUACGUCGCGGCUGCUGAAGCGCAGCAAACGCAGUCCAAUCCGGCUGAUGACUCCUGCUCCCAUUUCAAUUUUCAAGCAGCGGACAACUGGUUCAAUGUUCCAUUAUUUGCAUCCUCGGCUUAUCAAAAUGAUUUUCAUGUGCCAUCGCAGCCCUGCUAA
Messenger RNA from Penicillium diatomitis, 1788 nucleotides. Its product is annotated as fungal specific transcription factor domain-containing protein. Gene Ontology annotation, molecular function: zinc ion binding; DNA binding. The record is from RefSeq and is a predicted model, not a curated record. NCBI's taxonomy places the organism in Eukaryota, Fungi, Ascomycota, Eurotiomycetes, Eurotiales, Aspergillaceae. The coding region runs from base 1 to 1788 and encodes 595 amino acids. Gene Ontology annotation, cellular component: nucleus. Gene Ontology annotation, biological process: DNA-templated transcription. The transcript has a single exon.